Molecule: messenger RNA, 453 nt
Organism: Perkinsus marinus ATCC 50983
Lineage: Eukaryota; Perkinsozoa; Perkinsida; Perkinsidae
Exons: 3
Coding region: 1-453 (150 amino acids)
Source: RefSeq, a predicted model, not a curated record
AUGUUGUCCUGUUCCCCACUGUUGGAGUCCAAGAUAAACCAUCUCUAUCACUACUGGGGUAUAGUUGCUGACUGGUCUUGCUUCAACCGAAGUAUUGCCACCUCCAUGGGAGCUCUCUUUGGUUUUAUGCUUAUCGUUGAGCCCUACAUUCGGGAAAAGGCCGGUCCCAUAGGCCCACCAGUGUGGCUCUAUCCCAUAUCUAAAAUUGCCUGUAUCCUCGCUUUGGCAUCCAUCAGCUACCUCUUCGUUGCAGCAUGGUUUCAAUUAGGGUUGAUACCAAUCUUACCAUACGGUGGAAUCCUUGCGUGUGCGGCUGGCCUCUUGCAAGCCGUCUCGAACGUGGAACGAGACAAUACAGCGUUGUACAAAUACAUGGUGGCUCAACGGAGGCAGCAGAUGAGAGCAGCUACUGCCCAGCGUAACAAUGACUUCGAUAAGAAGAAAAGCUCAUAG